Molecule: messenger RNA, 5748 nt
Organism: Drosophila nasuta
Lineage: Eukaryota; Metazoa; Arthropoda; Insecta; Diptera; Drosophilidae
Gene: sr
Product: zinc finger domain-containing protein striped
Exons: 5
Coding region: 507-4160 (1217 amino acids)
Biological process (GO): regulation of transcription by RNA polymerase II
Cellular component (GO): nucleoplasm
Molecular function (GO): RNA polymerase II cis-regulatory region sequence-specific DNA binding; DNA-binding transcription repressor activity, RNA polymerase II-specific
Source: RefSeq, a predicted model, not a curated record
GUUCUUUGCCGCUGAAAACUUCUUAUUUACGCGCGCUAUAUCUUGAUUCGACUAGCGAGGAUCGCAUCGCCUGCCCUCUUGCCCCGGCUUGCGUGCAUCUCACAUCGCUGCAGAUCGCUGUGGCAUCGACGACAUCUGAUUGCCUUUUUAUGGCGGAUCUCUGCGCAAGUCAAUCAAAUUUGUAGUAAAAGAAUACAACGUAAAGACUGAUUCGCUGACAUAGAAUUCAAAAGCAAAGUGAAAACCAAUCCAACCAAAACCCAAGAGGAUCAAUGCAAAUGUGAAGAAAACCAAUCAAAAAUGUGUAAAUCAAAUCACAAAUCGUGUUAAAACACGAAUUCAAUAAUUGUGUCCAAUCUGCAAAAAAAAACCAAUGGAGUCAUAUCAUUUAAUGCAUUUAAGUUUUUCUUUUUUGUUCGGUUUCCGUUUUGUUUCCAUUAUCGUUUCGAAUCUUCUCGCGAUAUUUUCGUUUUCGUACGUUGACAACGCGUUGAACAGUCACAAAAAUGUUGCUGACAAUGAGGCGUCAGAAUGAAUUGAUAAGCAGCCAGCAGCAUUCCACAACGGUAACAGAUCCCAACAACACAGCCACGCCCUCGCCACCUGCACUCGCCGCAGCAACAACAGCAACUGCAACCGCGCCACCAAUAUUGCCACAGUCAACACAGCCAGGCUUAAGCCUGUUGCCCACAACGCCAACGGCAGCACAGGAUUCGCUUAAUACACCCACAACACCGCAGCUCAGUCGCAAUCCCUUGCAGUUUGCCACACCAGCUGUGCCACCGCCACCGAUUGUGGCAGGUCCAACCUCCGCUCUAGGGUAUUAUAAUAACAACAACGGGAUUGCAACAUCUCAAGUGGCAUCAAACUAUUUGCAUCACCCGACCACAGCUGGGAAGGAUGCCACAGGAGUUGAACUCGACGAAUACGUGGACAUAUUACAGGUGCAACAGUUGCUGCUAGACUCCUCGGCAGCCGCCGCUGCAGCAGCCAAUAAUCCCUCGCAAGAUCAGCAACAUCAACAACACCAACAACAACAGCAAUUGCAAACUCUCGCCAAGCCGCGACCGCGCAUCAAUCUUCAGAAAGCAUCGGAGUAUGCUGCACAAUUAGCUCAGGCUGAGACAUCUUCGCCUGCUUCGCGCCGCGUUCUUCUCGACUAUCCGAAUCCUUAUCUCUACGGAAAUCAUUAUCAUCACACGCCGCCAAACGAGGACCUCGUGGCCCUUUGGUUUGGCAGCAAUGGCACAGGCGGCGUAGCCCCUGGAACCCCAUCAGCGGCCAUGAUCAUGGAAGGGCUUGAAACCCUGGUGGCGCCAACGCAUCACGCAUUCCUGCUCACCGAAACGGCCGCUGCGGCCCAUUUCAAUGUGCUGAGCUUUGACACGUGCCUCUUCAAGACGAGCACGGCACAGAGCAGCAGUCCCUCGGCUGCCAGUUACCUAAGCUCAGCACAAUUUGGCGGUGGCGUCGCCGCCACAGCAGCUGCCGGCAGCAGCAGCAGCAACGGCAACAACAGCUCAACAAUUGCUGCCAGCAGCAGCCACAGCAACAGCAUCGGCGGUCAAACGUUGUUGCACUAUACGACGGCUGCCACAGCGGCCACACAUCACAACAACAACAACAACAACAAUCAUCAUAACAAUAAUUCUGUGCUGCGUGCUCGCAAUCAGACAGCCACGCCCACACAGGGCGGCAGUCCUGGUAACGUGGCAGCGCAACCGAUAUCAGGCAGCGUCACAGCCGCGAGCAGCGGCCGCAGUUCAGCAUCACAUCUCAGCCUGUUGAACACAAGCCAACACAGUCCCGUUACGGCCACCGAGCACGGUGUCACCGGCGUGGAGUCCAAGCAGCUGAUCGAGGCUCUGCCCGGCGAUCUCAAUACGCCGGUCACCACGUCCAGCGAUAUACCCUCGUUCUUUGGACCAUCCACAGUGGUCGAACCACCGCCAAUUACCGGCUCAAUUGAAUCCGAGGAUCUGUCGCUGGAGCCGCAAGUUGUCUCAGUGGCGAGUCCUGUGUUGUCCUCGUGCAGCCCGCUGAAGGAGGAGCGCAGCACGCCGCCCGCUUUGUCCAUUGUCAAGGAAGAAUCAAGUAAUAAUAGUUGUAACAUGUAUCCACUACACCACAACAACAACAACAACAACAGCCACAGCCACCAUCACACAACAUCAACAACAACAACAUCAUCAACAACAGCAACAACAACAACCGCCACAAACAAACAAACAAGCAGCGACAGCAACAGCAGCAGCACGGAGCGAGUUUGCUCGCCUGCUGCUGUCACAGCAACAGCUGCUGCUGGCAACACACACUCACAACAACAACAACAACAACAGCUGCAUCACAACAGCAACAACAACAACAGUCACUGUCAACACAGUCACCAACAGCAACAGCAGCAGCAACACAUGAGCUCGCCGCAACACCAACAACAAUACCAACUACAACAACACCAAAUACUACACCAACAACAGCAACAACAACAGCAGCAACAGCAACAGUUGCCACAUCAUCAUCAUCAUCAUCACCACCAUCAUCAUCACAGUCAUCAACAACAUCAACACCAACAACAACACCAACAACAACAACAACAGCAGCAACAACAGCAACACCAACAACAACAACAGCAGCAACAACACCAACAACAGCAGCAACAACAACAACAACACUAUCAACAACAUGCACUACAACAACAACAACAACUGCCUGGCAAAAUCUCAUAUCGUGGCAUUUUCACCACCACAGGCAACCACAACAGCGCCAUGAAUGCCGCCCAGCAACUCCAACAGCAACAGCAGCAGCCACAACAGCAACAGCAACUGGCAUCGCCACAGCUGAGUGUGUUGCCCGGACAAAUGUCGCCGCCAUCGAAUAGCCUGGGCAAUAGCUGGGGUCUGCCCAGUCCCGACAAGUCGCUCUUCCAGCCGCCCAUCUUCAGCCUGCCCGCCCACUAUGCCGUGCAACAACAGCAACAGCAGCAGCAACAACAGCAGCAGCAACAGCAACAAGCUGCUGCUGCCACCAGCUCGCCCUACGACGAUGGACGUGCCGCAGUUGCUGCGGCAGCACAGCAUGCGGAGUUGCUUGGCUUGAGCAUGGAUUGCACGCCACUGUUGCUGAAGCAACCGCCACCCAGCUAUGCAACCGGUGCCACCGUCUCCACGGCGGGUUUUGCCAGUCUGGCCGAUUUGCAGAGCAGCCACGAACAGUUGCAGCAGCAGCAGCAACAAUACGCCGUACGCUCGCAGCUCUCCGCCGUGUCCACGCCCAAGUAUCAGUGGCUAGACACACCCGCCGACUAUGCAGCCGCCGCGGCAGUUGUGCAACAACAGCAGCAGCAACAACAGCAGCAGCAGCAACAACAGACGCUAGUGUUGCCCGGACCCACUUCAUCGGCCAGCAGCAGCAACGCGGCGCUUGGCGUGCUCAUACCGAAGCAGGAAAGCUAUCCGGACAUGCAGCCCAACUCAAAUGGCACCGGCUACUCGAGUGCCUCGGCUGCAGCUGCCGCAGCAGCAGCGGCUGCUGCCGUGCAACUGGCCGAAUACAGUCCGUCGACGAGCAAAGGCCAUGAGAUCCUCUCGCAGGUGUAUCAACAGAGCAGUGUGCCGCUUAAACUCGUGCCCGUCAAGCCACGCAAGUAUCCGAAUCGCCCAAGCAAGACGCCAGUGCAUGAGCGUCCCUAUGCGUGUCCUGUGGAGAAUUGCGAUCGCCGCUUCUCGCGCUCCGAUGAGUUGACCCGCCACAUACGCAUCCACACCGGGCAGAAGCCAUUCCAGUGUCGCAUCUGCAUGCGCAGCUUCAGUCGCAGCGAUCACCUCACCACCCACAUCCGCACCCACACUGGAGAGAAACCUUUUAGCUGUGACAUCUGCGGACGCAAGUUUGCGCGCUCCGAUGAGAAGAAGCGUCAUGCCAAGGUGCAUCUGAAGCAGCGCAUCAAGAAGGAGUCGAAGCUGAGUCGCGAGCAACAUCAACAGCAGCAGCAACAGGCAGCAGCAGCAGCCGCUGCACAACAGCAACAGCAACAACAACAGCAGCAGCAGCAACAGUUACAACAGCAACAGCAGCAGCAACAUCAUCAGCAGUAUCAGCAUCAUCAUCUGUUGCAUGCCGCCGAUUUGGCGAUUGUCACAAGCAGUGCGACCAGCAUGUAGACCGCAGAGAACUCAACGUCAUCGAUUGAUUCCAACAACAGAGGGCAGCCAAGAACGCCAGCGUCGUACGCCUUGGGGCUGGAUCUCGAUCUCGAUAUCGAUGAGAGUCCGCUGCCCUUUGAGCUAACACUCACCUCAGACUAUGGCACACUGUCGCCAUUGACCAGUCCACUCCAGUACAACUAUGUGCUGGUCAGCCAGGAGUCCAGCGAGCUGCUGCUUUGCAGUCAGGAUUCGCGCAGUCAGGACUUUUAAAAAAGAACAGAAAUGUGCAACACGUACAAUAAGUCAACUUCUACGCUCUCUCUCUCUCUCUCAAUCUAUCUGUGCUCUAUCAAUUUUUUAAUGAAUCUACGCAGGAAUCAAUCGUUGAUGCUGAAUUAAAAUAAAAACAAAAAAGAAUACACACAAGCAGACACAAAAGAAAAGCACUAGACUGCAAAAAGCUAAUUUUGAAAUUUUAUUUCAAGUUAUUCAAAAUGUUCAGAAUUAAAGUUCUUUCGACGUGUUUUAGCUUUUUGCAACUGCUGCAGAAUUGACAUUUUUAUUGCCUAGUGCAAUUAGCUAAAUAAUUACAAAGUUGUAGCCGUAAUUUUUGGGUUGUGCUAGCAGCAAAAUCUACGCAAGACAUUAAACUAAAAAAAAAACAAAAGUAAAAUCAUAUAUUUACCUUAAACAUAAACUGAAGCCACACUAAACAAAAACAAAAAAACAGUUACUAACCGAACAAAGUCUAACAAGAACAAAAAAACAAAACGAAAAAAAAGAGUAAAACCCUAAAAACGAAAUAAUAUUAAUAUUUAAAAAUAUUUAACUUAUGUCUCUAAUACUGUGAUCUCAUGUGUAAUAAUUAUUAAUUUUAAUUUCUUAUAACUAAAACAAAAAUAAAAAAACAAAACACAAGCAAGCGUUAAUUUUACAAAUCAAUUAUAAACUUUUCAACUUUGCAUAGCUAAUGUUCAUUUUAUAAACACAAAAAAAAAAAGAAAACAAAAACAAAAAAAAAACGAAAAACAAAAAUGAUUCUAACACAAGCAAAAACUAAUUUAUUGCAGUUAAGCAUUUUAAAGUCUAUUAUUAACUUAUUUAGCAUCUUAGUGUUUAGGUUUUAACACACACACACACACACACACACAUUGAACAGUAAAAAGAAAAGAAUUAAAAUUAAUACACUUUAGCAUAUCAUUUUUCGUGUAAGCCUAAGUAAUUAAAGCAGCCAUUCAUUAAGUAUUUAAGAGCUUAAGUUGAAUGUGUGUUAAGAUGAUGAAGAAGAUAUAUUGUGCAACAUUUGAUUAUAGUUAUUGAUUAUAUUGAUUCAUUAUUCAUUAUUGAUGAUGUGAAUUACAACGUGUUGAAAAAUGCCCCAUGUACUUCCUUAAUUGAUUCGAAAUCAGACGGCAACAAAACAAAAAUCGAAAUCUAAUUUACAAAUCCUUCAUUACGUUUUUGUAUAUCACAAAAAUAAAAACAAAUUAUUUUAAAAUAUUAUUGUAUCUAUUUUCUAGUUUUUAGUUUAAAUUUCGCUUUAAUUUUAAGUUGAAAACACAAUUUUUAUAAUUAGCUUAUUUUAUUUUCGAAAAUAUAUAAC